AAAUUAAAACUUAAGAAUCGAUCUCAGCACAUAAGUAUCAAUCAAUACCCAAUACCAAUGUUAGUAUCGAUACUAAACUAUCGCUAUUUUAAAUCGAUCCACCCACCCCUAUUCUACUGGACUGGGAUCACUCAGAUAUCCUGUAGGAGCGGCUCGUGUCGUGUCGGAGUUUGUACGCGUUGGCGAUGCGCGCGCACCGUGUUUGCCAGUCGGUCGGCGGGUGGUUGGGGAAGAGCUGGGCUCGCGCCGCCUCUCUCUGAACAGCUCGCGGAUUUUCUGGGUUGUGUUUGUUUUGCUCGCGUGGAAAUAUAGUUUAACAGCCGUCUCGCCACGAGCGCGGAGGAGCACCGCGCGGAGGAGGAGGAGGAACCGUACCGGAGGAUCCGCGGAGCGAGCCGGAGUCAAACUAACAACUCCCGCCUCCUGAGCGCCGGAGCACACGGGGCGCACACGCCGAGCUGAGAGCGAGCCGAGCCCGCAGCACCCCUGCGGAGACACCGCUCUGCUGCUGCGUCUGGUUGCGGAGCGCGUCGCGUCACGUUUUAUAUUAGAGUGAUGACUGAGAUGGAGGAUCUCUCAGCAGAAGCUCAGUGGACCCCCAGUAAUGAGAAGUCCUGUCAGACUGAGGAUCUCUGCUAUGAGGCCACUGUUCCUGGACCAGACCAGUCCAGCAAGACUCCAGUUUGUUCUAUUGAGCCUGGAGAUCCUCCACUGCUGCAGAAACCACUGGAGACUUCCAAAUCUGGAAUCCAGCAGAUUAUUGAGUGUUUUCGUACAGGAACUACACAGCUGAAGCACAUCCUGCUGAAAGAGGUGGAGACCAUAUUUGAGUGUAAACUCUGUCGGAGUUUAUUCCGGGGACUUCCAAACCUAAUCACACACAAAGAGUUCUACUGCUUAACCAGAAUAUCAGAACAACAAGAACCCACGGGAACUUGUAAGCAGAGCCUUGCUAUUAAAGAGCUUCUGAAGUCCAUCUACCCUCAGCCAGAGGGACAGGACUACACCAUGAGACUGGAGCCAAUAGAGGGAAACCAUAACGCUGUGUUCCAACAUCUGAUUAAAGAAGAUCAUGAUCAUAAUAAUGAUGAAGAUAAUGAUGAUGAUGAUGAUGUAGAGUCUCCAUUGAAUGGAGAUGACUUUAACCACAACAGGGACAGGUGGAAACAUCCUCGAAUAGAAACUGAAGACGAGCUUUCAGAAGAUUCAGAGCAUCGUGCUAAAGAGGAGAGUGAUGGAGCGGAGGACACGGGAAUUCAGGAAGACGACGAGGAACGUGUACAUGAGGAACAGGACAUGAUCAGGACGGUAGAGGACAGAGUAACACUGGAGGAGAAUCAGAAUCCUGAGGAGGACGAGGAGGAGGAAGGCAGUGUGGAGGUUUUGGACGAGAAGACCCUCAACAACGGCACAAAUGAUGUUACAAUUUCUUGCUGCCUCUGCGGCAAGGACUUCAGCUCACGCCGCAGCAUCCGCCGCCACUGCCACAAGAUGCACAAGCGACGCCUGGAGGAGCUGCGGAAGUUCACGGAGACGCGAACCGUACCUAUCAGUCUGCUCUCGGUGGUGAAAGACCGGCAGAAAGUCCUUCCACAGUCGUCGCCCACUGGCGGCAAGUCCUGCCCGGUCUGCUUCAAAACCUUCGCCACAAAAGCCAAUGUUUGUCGCCACUUCGAUGAGGUACACCGUGGUCUGCGCCGUGACCUCAUUACACCAGAGAUCGCCACUAAACCAGGCCAGUUAGAGGCGGCCACGCCUCCUCCACAAGCUCCCGCCUCUCCCAGCCCAAAGACUCUUCCAACCUCAACCCUUCCUCAGUGUUCUAAGUAUUAUAAUCUAUCGACCUGCAAGUGCCUCCUCUGCAAACGGUCUUACAGCACGCAAGCCCGACUCAAAAGACACAUGCGGUUUGUUCACAAGAUCCUCACUUCCAAAAGCUCUUUAACAGACCUCCCACAGUCCAGUCCUGUGAAGACUGAACCUGUCGAGUGUCCCAGUCCCAGUCCUAGUCCUUGUCCCAGUCCUUUACCUUCCAAUGACCUUCAACAGGCCAGUCACGAGCGUCUCAAGAGAUCCAGACGAGAACAAGAAGACGAAGAGGAUGGACCACUUUCACGCAAACCAAGGCUCUCCGUUGGCUUCGACUUCAGGCAGCUCUUCUGUAAACUCUGCAAACGGCAGUUCAGCUCCCGCCAGAACCUCACCAAACACAUCGAGCUGCACACCGACAACGGAAGCGACAUCUUCAUCAAGUUCUAUCGCUGCCCGCUGUGUUCCUACGAGUCCCGGCGCAAGAGAGACGUGCUGCGACACAUUACUGUAGUGCACAAGAAGAACUCUGUCUACCUGUCUAAGAUCCUUCCUGGACUGGAGAACCGGGCUGUUAAAAAGCCUGCUGAAGCUGUGCUCAGAGGCACAGAGAAACACAGCCACGGGAAAGAGGUCAACGGUUCCAAAGCCGUUAACGGUUCCAAGGCCGUUUUUGGUUCAAGGGUCAGUUCCGUUCCGUCAUCGUCCCCAACAAAAGCUGAGAGCUCCACACCCUCGCCGCCGCCAUCACCCCUCGAGAUCAAACCAGACCUCUCCCAUUUCUCACCUCCUCUCACUCGCAGACAAAGCUUCCUACCCCGCAACCACAUCUCAAACGCUUCCACCAGUAACGGAGAGCUACAGGACGACACGGACGAAGUCCGCGUCACCAAGACGUUUUCCCUACACGCCUGUGACAUGUGCGGACGGGCUUUCGCUAAGAAGGUCUAUCUGGAGUCGCACAAGAGAAGCCAUCGCAACGCAGUCUCCAGCGACAGCAGGACUACCAGAGUAAAUACUCGAUCCAAGUCCCUUAUUGGGUCCCCUUAAAUUAGAUUGGAUUUGUAGCCUGAAGGAUGGACAAAAAGAGCUGCUACUAAAAGUAAAGUGAAGAACUGGAGAACAGAAACGCACUGCAGAGUAAAACAGGGACUGGAGUAUCUGAAGAACUGGAGAACAUUACUCUGCAUUACUCCACAAUGAUGGAUGAUAUCCAGUCUUUUAUGCUCUGUUGUUAUUUUUGAUUCAACCAUAUUUUGGAGGGUUUAACCUCUAACCAGCCAAUCAGCAGGAAGGAGAAACACAGAUCACAGGUCAGGGUUUCAGUAAAUGCAGUAUUACAUUUCUAUUUCUCCAGAAUCUCAGAAUCCAGUUUUAGUGGAUCAUUCCCGGACUGUGUGAGGAAGAAGAGUCCUGUUAUUUAGGUGAUGAACCACAUUGGACUCCAUUGUUCAAGACAGUUGAAAACAAUUGAAUCCUCCAAGUAUUCAAGUACCUUUUUCUUUUUUAUUAUUAGGGAACAAUAUAAAUUGAACUUUUCUUAAAGGAGAACUCCACUGUGAGAAAUGCACUUGGGUUGUAGUGAAACAUGAAAACGAGUACAAACUUCUUAUUUUCUGUCAUUGUCAACAAUCAACACAUUGCAAUACGUUGCAAUGCUUGGUUCUUUACUAAUAAGUAGAUACACAGCGCUGUCUCUGUGUCUGUGUGAGUGACAGGCUGCUGCUGCCUGAGAAGCGGGAGGGGGCGGGGGAGUACAUUGUACUACAAUCUUCUUAGCUGCAGUCAAGCCUGCUAAUCAGAUUUUACAUGUUUUAUCCAUAAGGGAAGGAUGGAAAUCAUCAUUCAGUAGAUGCACCACAGGGUCCAUUAUGAGUAUAAACUUUUUCCUCAGUAUUCCUAAAUACAGCACUUUUAGCUUUUAGCUGAUGAUCCUAACAAGCUUUUAAUGGUAGUGAUAGGGACACAACAUUUCAUUAUACACACAGCUCUGAAAAAAAAUAAGAGAGCAGUUAAAAAUGAUGAGUUUAUUUGAUUUUAUCAAAUGUAAAACCUCUGGAAUAUAAUCAAGAGGAAGAUGGAUGAUCACAAACCAUCAAACCACCAAACUGAACUGCUUGAAUUUUUGCACCAGGAGUAAAGCAGCAUAAAGUUAUCCAAAAGCAGUGUGUAAGACUGGUGGAGGAGAACAUGAUGCCAGGAUGCAUGAAAAAAAAACUGUGAUUAAAAAACAGGAUUAUUCCACCAAAUAUCCACCACAAUUUUUGUUAUUUCAGUCAUUUCUCAUUUUCUGUAAAUAAAUGCUCUAAAUGAGAAUAUUUUUAUUUGUAAUUUGGGAGAAAUGUUGUCUGUAGUUUAUAGAAUAAAACAACAAUGUUCAUUUUACUCAAAUAUAAACCUAUAAAUAGCAAAAUCAGAGAAACUGAUUCAGAAACUGAAGUGAUCUCUUCAUUGUUUUCAGAGCUGUUUAUAUCAGCGCUUUAGAAUUAUACCAAUGACAUAUGGAGCUACUUGAGUUUGUUAAUGGUGUAAAAAUAGACAUUUGUUUGCAUGGGUAAAUCUAUGCCCUUAUCACUAGCAUUAUAAGACUGUUGGGAGCAUCGGCUAAAAGUGCUGUAUUUGGGAAAACUGAGGAAGAACAGACAUGGGCUAUUCAACAAAAGUUAAUUCUUGUUAACAUGAUUCACUACAACCCAAGUCCACUUCAGACUGGAGUUCUCCUUUAACAGAAGUACAGUAUCUGAAAGAACAAUUGUUUUUUUAGUUUCACCCCUAAAAAGUUAAAAUCUUGAUGCUUUUUUUUUAUCUCCAGGUUGUAAAAGUUGUAUUUUUGAAUACUAUUCUGCAUAUCCGACUUAAAAAAAUUAUCUAUUUUUAAAGCAUGUAAAAAUGAUUCCUCAUAUUCCACACUGUAUAUAUUUUUUCACAUUUUGUUUUUGUAGAAAUCUUCUUGUCUAUAGAGCUCUGCUUAAAUAUAUGUUAAAGUUUCUCGAGUUUUAAGAGUCUGCUGUUUCUUUACACGUUUACUCGUCAUGUUAAUUUGAUAAUCUCAUCAGCUGUGAAAUCUGAUAAACGAAUGUAGGAUUGUUCUUCACUUACAGGCGAAAUGAAUGUAUUUCUUUAUACACUUUGCUUUUCCCAAUAAUAAAAAAGAGACUGGAA
This is a messenger RNA of Astyanax mexicanus (Mexican tetra), 4971 nucleotides long. It is a transcript of the gene znf800b, whose product is annotated as zinc finger protein 800b. Lineage: Eukaryota; Metazoa; Chordata; Actinopteri; Characiformes; Acestrorhamphidae. The transcript is spliced from 6 exons. The coding region runs from base 556 to 2859 and encodes 767 amino acids. The record is from RefSeq and is a predicted model, not a curated record.